AUGGAUGAGGAAACAGAGCAUUCACCUGGCAAAGAAUCUGAGCAGUUGGCAACUCCAUUUAAUAACCUCAGGGUAGACGACACGCCUAAGCAAGAAUCAGGAGUUCCGUUUAAGGACCUCAUUGACAAGCUUCUGAUAUUACCAGCAAACAAGAGCGACUCAAAAUUUGUCCCUUCAUUCUUAUGUCUCUAUAGGGCAUUCACCACCCCUUACAAGCUGCUCUCCGCAGUUGUCGAUCAGUUCGUUACGAUAGAUAAGACCAAAAUGGUUCAUUUCACAAAGGUUGCAGAAAUGCUACGAUAUUUACAGGUGCUAGCACAAUGGACAGCCACCUAUCCUGGUGAUUUUGCCAAUGGCCCAGCGCGAGAGCUAGCUUUGACGUUCAUUCAAAGCAUCGAAAACAGCAAAGUAUUUGCCCCAGCAGCAAGAGAAAUUAGCAAUAAUCUGGAUACUCUAAUUGCUGACGAGGAUUCUGACUGGGCGUUUGAUGACUCACCAGGUGCGUCGAAGGGAAAAGGCGCGUCGACCAACCAUAAGAAGACUCCCACGACGUCUUCAAAUUCGAUGCGAUCUCCAAGUAAUGAGAAUGUCUCCAAAAUGGGCCGAAAGGCAAAUUAUCGGAAUGAUGACAGCGACGACGAAGGCGACGGUGCCAACUCUUCGACUAGAGGGUCUGGAGUCCAUUCCAAUUCGUCCAGCAUUAUCAUCAAAAAUUAUAACGCUUCCAGUCAAUCAUACUCCAACCUGAUGCAGUUGGAGACUGCUAAGUUGCAGGCCGAGAGACUCAAACCGAAUCCUCAUAUUCGUCUUACCAAGUUUCAAUGGCACCAAUUUAUGGAAACCCCGAUCGAUGACCUUGCUCGGGAGAUCACUCGAGUUGAUUGGACAAUGUACUCUUCUAUCAGGCCGAGGGACUUCGUCCGACAUGUUUGUCUGACCACAGAACAGAAAAGAAACUCUCGUCGUGUUGACAACAUCAGCAUGAUGGUAAAACACUUUAAUCACCUGGCGUUAUUUGUAUCAGGGAUGAUACUUCUGCGAGAUAAGCCAAAACACCGUGCGAGAGCAUUGGAAAAAUUCAUGGCACUGGCUUGGAAAGUGAGACAACUCAACAACUAUAACUCCCUCGGCGCCAUAGUGGCGGGUAUUAACGGACAUGAAAUUGGUCGUCUCAACUCAACCAGAGAGAUGGUUCCACAUGAAGUGCAGAGGCAGUUCCUGAGACUCACAAUUCUCAUGGGCAUUUCAAGAUCUCACGCCGCAUACCGAAUGGCCUGGGAAAAUUCAUUCACAGAGAGAAUUCCCUUCCUUCCACUUGUCAGACAAGAUCUUACCAUGGCAGCAAGUGCGAAUCCAACCUUUAUAGGUUCAAAUAUCAACUGGAAGAAGUUUGAAAUCAUGGGUGAUGUGAUUGUGGGCAUACAGAAAAGUCUAGAGCAACCGUAUUCGUUCGGCCAGCGGACAGCUCGUACCGAGGAAAUCACUCGGUUGAUUCUUGAAACCAAGAUCGUUGACGAGUCAGAGGACUCGGCCGAUCCACGAAGUGAAUUAUACGAUCGAAGCAUUCAGGUUGAACCGACAGGUGCCGAUUCUAAAAAAAAGUUUGAAUGGUUAAGGCGUUGA
Molecule: messenger RNA, 1623 nt
Organism: Exophiala aquamarina CBS 119918
Lineage: Eukaryota; Fungi; Ascomycota; Eurotiomycetes; Chaetothyriales; Herpotrichiellaceae
Exons: 2
Coding region: 1-1623 (540 amino acids)
Biological process (GO): positive regulation of GTPase activity; Ras protein signal transduction
Cellular component (GO): plasma membrane
Molecular function (GO): guanyl-nucleotide exchange factor activity
Source: RefSeq, a predicted model, not a curated record